Anopheles stephensi (Asian malaria mosquito) is the source of this 3430-nucleotide messenger RNA. Its product is annotated as gastrula zinc finger protein xFG20-1-like. The transcript is spliced from 8 exons. Gene Ontology annotation, cellular component: nucleus. The record is from RefSeq and is a predicted model, not a curated record. Gene Ontology annotation, molecular function: DNA-binding transcription factor activity, RNA polymerase II-specific; zinc ion binding; RNA polymerase II transcription regulatory region sequence-specific DNA binding. Lineage: Eukaryota; Metazoa; Arthropoda; Insecta; Diptera; Culicidae. Gene Ontology annotation, biological process: regulation of transcription by RNA polymerase II. Bases 109 to 2583 code for a protein of 824 amino acids.
UUGGAAAUGUUGAUGUUUUGGUAUCGUUGUACGGGUUAUGCGUUCUGUUUCUAGUUUACUGCAAUCAGUACUCAAGUGCCGGAGUAAAGCGGACGGAUUACAGCAAAAAUGAUUACCCUUUGCCGGUUUUGCCUGAACGACGACGAAAACAACCUUUGCCUUCUCACGGAAUCAGUAGAUUCUUUUGUAACGCUCGAGGAUUUGGAGCUGUUUACAGGAAUACGACUAAACGCGGAAGAGCUCGACGCCUACUCGGUUUGUUUCGAAUGUUCAAAGGAACUGAAAAGAUCAACUGCCUUUCGAGAUCUUUGUUCAAGCAAUGAUGCUCACUUCCGGCAACUCUGGACCAUGCAUUACGUUAAACUGGAACUGGAAUCCGUAGAAAUUGAAUUGGCGUCUCGUGGUUCGGAUGUGGACGAUGACAUCGAUGACACACUGCCAGUCGCACAAAACUCAUCUUCACCAACGGAUGAGUGGUACAUUGAAGAUGAGGGCGAUGAUUUUUGUUCCAUCCUUAGCGACGGCGAACAAAAUGAAGAAUCCCUACAAUAUUCCGACGAUACGCCGUUCGCAUUACCACCACAGCAAGAACUGGAACCGUCAAAUGUCUCAGGCGAUUAUAAAAACACCACGCGGUCUCGGAGUGGUAAAUCGCAACGACAACUUUGCAAUAUGUGUGGAAAGAUGGUGACAAACAUUAUGCUGCAUAUUUCAAGCCACAAGAAGGAGACCAACUACACCUGCCCGCACUGUCCUACGAAAAUGACCCAUCCCGCCAAUCUAAUGCGCCACAUUAAGGCGGUGCAUCUGAAAACGAUCGUUAAAACCUGUGACUUGUGUGGCAAAGGUUUCACGCACAAAAACACCUACAAAUCUCACUUGCGCUCGCAGCACGACAUUGGAGAGUCCUACCAGUGUCAAACGUGUUCGAAGCUGUUCAAAUAUCCUAACGGUCUGAGGGAUCAUAUGAAACGGUUUCACACCAGCGACAGCAAUUUUGAAUGUGCCCAAUGUGCCAAAAAGUUUACAACGAAGCAAGCAUUGAAGGCACACGAGAAUGUACACACCAACGAAAAGCUUUACUGCUGCAAACAUUGUCCGAAGCAAUUCAAAAGUAGAAGCUCUCGAAACACGCAUCAGCUUACGCACAGUGGCAUUGUUUUUAGCUGCAAGUACUGCGAUAAGACUUAUCGUUAUAAAACUUUGCUCAACAUACACGUGCGAAAAAAUCACCAAUUAAGCAUGAACGAGAGUGAACGGGAAGGCCGAUUAAACUGUCAACCCAUUUUGACAGCUCGUUUCAGCGGCAGCGUCGUUGUUUAUCAACAAAUAUAUGUUCAGUGCAAAAUGGAAGGCGUCCCGCCCGUAAUAUCGAAUAUUUGUCGGUUUUGUUUGAGCCAGAACGAGAAAAUGCUCGUACCACUUAGUAAAGCCGUCAAUGCUUCGCUAGAGCUAGAAGAUGUAGAACGGUUUACAGGUAUACAGAUUAAACCGGACAAAACAUCGUUGUACAUGAUGUGUCUCGAUUGUACGUGCAAGCUGAAAAAGUCGGCCGAUUUCCGGGACGCAUGUAUAAGCAAUGAUAUACUGUUCCAUGAGCUGUUUGCCAACGUAGAAUAUGAAUCAUCUGAUCAGUAUGAAAGUGUGCCCGGCGUAAAGGAGACUCAAUCCUUCGCUAUUGAGUUUGUUCUGCCACAAAACGAGCCCACCGAACAGAUGGAGCUGGAAGAGCAAAUAUUAGAAAUCGAUGAAAACGCGUCCAAUGAAGAGGACGAAGCAACAGACACUACGACGCAGCCACAGCUGAAAACACCCGCCGCAAGCUUUAGUAGCGACGAACAGAAUGAAGAGGACACUGCAGCCUCAUCUUCUGGAGAAACGAUCGAAGGAAAUCCAACGGUUACCAAGAGCACAAGUAAAAGUGUAAUGGAUUGGGACAAACCGGCUGCGAAUCGUUCGAGACCGCUCGGGCGGGUUAAGCAGCUUUGCGGUACCUGCGGUAAGAUGGUAAACAAUCUAUCGCGCCACAUGCAAAGCCACACGCUGGAAGUUAAACGUGGUUGUCCGCACUGUCCGGUAGAAAUGGUUGAUUAUUCGAAUCUUUUACGGCAUAUCGAAGCAGUUCACCUAAAGAAAAUAGUAAAAUCGUGUGAAAAAUGUGGCAAAGGGUUCACACACAACAAUACGUACAAGUCUCAUAUGCGUUCGCAGCACGGCAUCGGGGAAACGCAUAAGUGCUCGCAAUGUGAUAAACAAUUCAAUCACCCGGGAGGCUUACGGGACCAUUUCAAAAGAUUCCACAGCAAUGAAUUUAAUUUCAGCUGCAAGUCUUGCGACAAACAGUUUAAGCUCAAACAAGAGCUCAGGGUGCAUGAAAGAGUCCACUCUACAGAUAAACCUUAUGCAUGCAGCAUGUGUCCAAAGCGGUUCAAAAGCGGGUUUGCUAAAAAAACGCACGAAGUGACUCACAGUGGAACCGUGUUUGAAUGCACGCUCUGCAAAAAGGCGUAUCGCUACAAAGCGCUUCUCAGUAUGCACAUGAAAAAGAUGCAUUCGGGAGAAAAUUCAGAGACCGGAGAUUAAACAAACGAGAGACCACCGAAUGCAGAUUGUUUCGAUGUAAUGUUUAAAGGUAUAGCAACUUUUCGUAACAGUGCUGUAUUGUGUAGCGUAUUUUAAUAUGUUGUUUCGUUACAUGUGUAGUAAAAGGUUUUUUUGUGAACAUGCUGCAAACCAACGAAAGAACAAGAGAAAAACCAAUCAAACCAUCGCACGGUAUAAUGUGACAGUUUUACAAUUAGCAUGUUUUUUUUUGUGAAAUAAUUCAGCAAUUUGGCUAUAGCGUUAAUGUGUAAGAGUUCGAGGAUAAAGUAUCUUUGGUUGCAACUGAAAUAUUCAUAAUCAUUCACCAUCCACAUUCACCAAACAAGUAGCGCAUAUUUUCUAUUUCAUAAUUUCGUCGAUAUCCCACAAUGCUUUAUGUGUAGAAUCGUAAAGUGGCGCAAUCAUUUUUUUUUGCAAUAAAACCCUACAAGCGACCUGUGCUUCAAUACGCAGAUGAAAGUAAUUAUCUUCACGAACUUUAUGGCUUUGUAUCAAAUCCCGUGCGGAUCUCCAUGUACUCAGGACUGGCUAUCUAGCUAUAUAGGAGACCUCUUGAGGCAGUUGUAGCGCCAGCGAAGAAGAUCUUGUGUGUUCCCUAAAAUAUGUCAUAUUAGAAAAUAUUAUGCCCAUAAACGUUAAUGGAUUUAUUCUGCCUUAAGAAAAAACUAUUAAACCUCACAGAUUCCAUGGUCUUUUGUGGUCAAGCUCUUUUGCACUUUUCAUAAACAGAAGCUAUAAAUGGUAUCAAUCGAAAAAAAAAGUCAUGAGAACCCGUAGAUGAGUUGAAUAAAAGUAAAAUAAAAGUAACUCAUAGCUGCGUAGCCAA